Messenger RNA from Acyrthosiphon pisum (pea aphid), 827 nucleotides. Its product is annotated as 40S ribosomal protein S8. Gene Ontology annotation, cellular component: ribosome. Gene Ontology annotation, molecular function: structural constituent of ribosome. The record is from RefSeq and is a predicted model, not a curated record. The coding region runs from base 131 to 757 and encodes 208 amino acids. The transcript is spliced from 6 exons. Gene Ontology annotation, biological process: translation. Lineage: Eukaryota; Metazoa; Arthropoda; Insecta; Hemiptera; Aphididae.
ACCGCGGUCAAACAUAACCUGUAUGUCUGUAUUCCUUUCAGUCGUCGUGCAGUUUGUUUACAUUCUGUAAGUCGACCGAGCCAUUCUUUUCGUUUAUCCCGUCGUGUUACAUUAACGUCAGACACACAAGAUGGGUAUAUCCCGUGAUACAUGGCACAAACGCAGGAAGACCGGAGGCAAGCGCAAGCCCCUCCGCAAGAAGAGGAAGUAUGAGUUAGGUCGCCCGGCCGCCAACACUAAGCUUGGAGCCCGUCGUGUACACAUUGUUCGUACUAGGGGAGGUAACAAGAAAUACAGAGCAUUAAGAUUAGAUCAAGGAAAUUUUGCAUGGGGUUCUGAAGGUAUUUCUGCUAAAACUCGUAUCAUUGAUGUUGUCUACAACGCAUCGAACAAUGAAUUGGUCAGAACCAAAACUUUGGUUAAAAACGCUAUUGUUGUAAUCGACGCAACACCAUUCCGUCAAUGGUAUGAAGGCCAUUACGCUUUGCCUAUUGGAAGAAGGAAGACUACAAAAUUAACUGAAGCUGAAGAUGCUGUAUUGAAUAAGAAACGAUCAACAAAGGCUGAAGUUAAAUACAAGAAAAGGCAACGAUUUGCCAAAGUUGAAGCUUCAAUUGAUGAACAGUUCCAAACCUCUCGUCUAUUAGCAUGCUUGGGAAGCAGACCGGGUCAAUGCGGACGUGCUGAUGGUUACAUCUUAGAAGGCAAAGAAUUGGAAUUUUACCACAGGAAGAUCAAGGCCAAGAAAGGCAAAUAAAUAAAUGUUAUUUUGUAAUGAUGUUCAUGUUGUUCUGACAUUAUUAAAUAACAAAUGUUUUUUGACACAA